CAUGAAUGCACUUAAGCACAUAAUAAGUUAUAAGACAAAUAUAAGUUAUUUAACGCAAGAGUCAGGAGCUAGGGCUGUGAAGACUGGACAAAAUGGACUCUUGGGUUAGAAUUUUGAUUUUCAUUGCUUGCAUUGUUCCUCCUUUGGUUGACUGCAAAGUGAGGCACUACAAAUUCAAUGUGGUGCUGAAGAAUACCACUAGACUAUGUUCAAGCAAACCCAUUGUCACCGUUAAUGGGAAGUUCCCAGGACCCACUCUUUAUGCCAGGGAAGAUGAUACAGUGCUGGUCAAAGUAAGAAACCUUGUCAACCACAAUGUCACUAUCCAUUGGCAUGGUGUGAGACAAAUAAGAACUGGUUGGGCUGAUGGGCCUGCAUAUAUCACACAAUGCCCAAUUCUUCCAGGACAGUCAUAUGUGUACAACUUCACCCUUACAGGACAAAGAGGAACACUUCUAUGGCACGCUCAUGUUAAUUGGCUAAGGUCAACUCUCCAUGGUGCCAUAGUUAUCUUGCCAAAGCUUGGUGUGCCAUACCCUUUCCCCAAACCAGAUAAAGAGUUGGUGGUAAUAUUAGGAGAAUGGUGGAAAUCUGAUACCGAAGAUGUUAUCAAUGAAGCUCUCAAGUCAGGAUUAGCACCAAAUGUCUCAGAUGCUCACACCAUUAAUGGACUUCCAGGGACUGUGUCUGUGGCCAAUUGUUCCACACAGGAUGUGUACAAGCUUCCGGUGGAAAGUGGCAAGACCUACCUAUUGAGAAUCAUCAACGCUGCACUCAAUGAGGAGCUUUUUUUCAAAAUUGCUGGCCAUUUACUCACUGUGGUUGAAGUUGAUGCCUCAUAUGUAAAACCUUUCAAGACUGACACUCUUUUAGUGGCCCCUGGCCAAACCACCAAUGCCCUUUUAACCACUGACCAAAAUUCUGGUAAAUACACAAUUGUAGCCUCUACUUUCAUGGAUUCUCCAGUGGUAGCUGUGGAUAAUUUGACUGCUACAGCCACUUUGCACUAUACUGGAACUCUUGCCACCACUCCUACAGUUCUCAUCACACCUCCUCCAAGAAAUGCCACACAAGUUGCUAACAAUUUCACCAAGGCUCUAAAAAGCCUUAAUUCCAAGAAAUACCCUGCAAAUGUUCCAUUAACAGUUGAUCACUCACUUCUCUUCACUGUUGGAUUGGGGAUUAACCCUUGUCCAUCUUGCAAAGCUGGAAAUGGGAGUAGAGUGGUGGCUGCUGUCAAUAAUGUGACAUUUGUGAUGCCAACUACUGCAUUGCUUCAAGCACAUUACUUCAACACUCAGGGGGUGUUCACCACUGAUUUCCCUGGAAACCCUCCUCAAGUUUACAACUACACAGCGACUCCGGCGGCUGCGAGUUCCCAGACCACAAAUGGCACAAAGGUUUACAGGCUACCAUUCAACUCGACAGUUCAGGUUGUUUUGCAGGAUACUGGAGUCAUUGCUCCCGAGAGCCACCCAAUUCAUCUUCAUGGGUUCAAUUUCUUUGUUGUUGGCUCAGGUGUAGGAAACUAUGAUCCCAAAACAGAUGCAAGUAACUUUAACCUUGUAGAUCCUGUUGAGAGGAACACAAUUGGAGUGCCAACUGGAGGAUGGGUUGCUUUCAGAUUCAGAGCAGAUAAUCCAGGAGUGUGGUUCUUGCACUGCCAUUUCGAGGUGCAUACAACAUGGGGGUUAAAGAUGGCAUUCUUGGUGGACAAUGGAAAAGGUCCUAAUGAAUCAUUGAUACCCCCACCAAAUGAUCUUCCAAAAUGUUGAGACUUUCGGCCAUCAAUAGAAUAGCACAGAAACAAGAGAAGGCCUUCCUAUGCAGAAAGAAGCUUUGGAAGGAUACAGAGAAGCCAGGCAAAGGAAGACAAUGAAAAGGGAGGGUGGUUUUUUAAUAAGAUGUUGUCCCAAUUGCUUUUUGAGUUAAUGGGACCGUUUCUUCACACUCGUUCUGUAAAUUGGAGCCAGCAUUUUGGUUUUCCUUGCACAUACACUUUUUUUCUUUAUUUUUUCUUAAAGCUCUGCAGAUCUUAUGUAUUGCAUACUUCGUUUACUGAUUGAAAUAAAAGAAUUACGCAUUUCAUUCAUUGUAGGGUUCGUUA
Molecule: messenger RNA, 2107 nt
Organism: Vigna umbellata (rice bean)
Lineage: Eukaryota; Viridiplantae; Streptophyta; Magnoliopsida; Fabales; Fabaceae
Product: laccase-4-like
Biological process (GO): lignin catabolic process
Cellular component (GO): apoplast
Molecular function (GO): hydroquinone:oxygen oxidoreductase activity; copper ion binding
Source: RefSeq, a predicted model, not a curated record